CUUACUUUAUUUACUUUAUUAGUAAACUGAGUGAGAAGGAAAAGCAAGCCGCCUUAAAGACUAGUAGUACGCAUACGCUACGAACACGGAUUCCAGAUUUUACACCAUUGGCUUCCCAUCGUUUUAUGUUAAGACACGGUUUCAUGGGGCUACGGGAAAACUGAUCAUUGUGGGUUUUUAGAUCAAAAUCUGUAAACGAUCAUAUCUUCCAGCUGUUUUUGGUCUAAUUCAGAAUAUCAGUUAUAAGUUUAAUUGAUGAGAUCGAGGAAAAUAGUGCUAUUUGGCUUAGCAUUUCGAUCGAAAUUAUGAUAAGUGUGGGUUUUAUCCGUCUGUAUGGUUCCUACGUCUAUUCGAGAAGCCGUGACGUUAUUUUCAAGUAGAUACUGUAACCGAUAUCUUGAUAUGUCGACUAAUUUGAUCUAAUGGUUGAUUUAUGUACUCGUGAUGCUAGACGGCCUUAAAAAAAUGUUAAUCAAACUCAACAUCGAUGUAUUGUUAAAAAGGUAGUUCUUCCGUAAGCGAUAUGUUUUUUGUUAUAAGUUUUUUAUACUCAUUUGUUGAUAGUUAUUUGAUAUGAUUUACACAUGUAUUAGCAAUUACAAGUAUUCAGGGAUACUAACGUAACCCAAGUCACGUGCGCGAUGAAAGAGUAGAGACGCAUUACCACCCUUUUUGUCAUGAACCAAAAACUGAUAUAUCCUUCAAGAUGAUGCGAUAGAUUAAUCAAUACACCUUUCUCUCGUGUGGUGUUAUUUGGAGGUGUUUUUAUUGGGGCGCUUUCUAGAUCUUAUCGCACUCAAUGACUUUUCAAUUGUCUGGUGUAUUAGUUGGAUCGUAACCUUUGCUCGUCUGCUUGUGAUUAUGACGUCUGAUAUUCUAUCCAUUGUCACAAUCCAUGUCGUAAAGAAAAGUUGAUCCUUUGACAGUGGUGUCGCAGUGAUUUCUAGCUUUACAGAUCAUGAAAAAUAACGCAUUCAAGAAGAUUUCGAAAUGGGUUUCGUCUAAAAGGUAGAUCGACUUGAAAGAGAGAGAAAAGUUACGUCUUUGAGUCCUAAUGGAGCCGUUAGAGUGUGAAGGAGGACUAUCGUUAGGCGAUUUGGAGUUGAACGAUGCUGUUGCGCCGGUGAAAAUGAGAAGUCUUUCUGAUAUAGAAAUCCUCGAGAGUCUAUUGGACGAAGGGAAUAGACCCUGCAGCACCAGCAUGCAGCGUGAACACGCUGGUAUGGAAUCACGUGAUGUGCAAGACACGAAGCGUGGAAAAACCAACGCUUCUAAUGAUUUUAUGAAAAACCAAGAGACACGAAUUGAAGACGAUGAUUUUUUAUCAUCUAAAGGCGCCAAACACAUCCCUAAACUAAACGAAACAUGCAUAAACUUUGAGAAAAAUAUGGAACAUUUUGAAAGACGCUUAAGCAAAACAAUAGUUGGUGAUAGUCACUUGAGCAAUCGUGAUUUAACCAAUGUUUUAUUGGAACUUGAAAACGAUAUUAAAAACAAAAAUGUAGAGUUUGGUCUCCAAGGAAAUGAUAGUGGAUUGAAGCGGGAGGAUGAGGACCAUGCUGGGGCUCACGGAGAGAUCACCGACGGAAAAAGAGAUGGCUGGCAACAUGUGAUUUUCGACGUUUCCUUCGCUGCAACGACAGCUAUGCGUAAGCCAGAUCAUCGUCACAGCAAUAUGGAUGACAUAGCGUUGUCACCGGUUGCCAUGGAAUUUGCUACCGAAAAAAUUGAUGUUAAGAAAAUGAAAAAAGGUGAGAACGACGAGGAGAAUGAUGAGCAACUUCCCAAUAGUUUAUUUGAUCACCGAUCUCGUGAAAGUCUUUCCAAAUCGGCAAGUGAGAAUUCGUCACAUGACUCAGAAGGUCAAACCCUGCGAGGCUAUGCUCAUGGUGAAAAUGAUACUCCAGAGACAAAUCUCAAGAGAUUACAAACUACAGCUCAAGGAUUAGUCGUCUUUUCCUACAGUAAUCUAAAAAAGCAGGAAUAUCCUCUUUCAAAUCUCCAAAAUCAGGACAGUAUGGAAUUAGGGAGUGGAGUUACUGAAGCUAUUUUAAAUUCCUGUAUUGCUAGCAGUGAGUCGAGUUGUGAAGGAUAUCAACACACCGAAAUCUCAUCAAGUAAGAGCCACGACACAAGUGAUGACAAGAAAGAAGAAAACACUCUUAUUGCUACUCAUAAUAGUGAGAUAAACACUGAUGAUAACUAUCUAAUACAAAACAAACCGUUACAAGAAUCUGUACUUGUUGACUUGGACUUGAGAAUGAGCAAUACUGAAAGUGAACAGGCGAGAAAAGACGACAAUAUUACUCAAAAUGACAUAAAAUGCCACAAACUCAAAACUAUCUUCGAAAAGAAUGACUACCCAGGAAUUAAGGGCGUCUCAGAGGAACAUUUAUUCAACGAAAACACAGAUGACGAACAGAAUGGUGAAAUUGGUGCUAUGUCCGCACAACUUGACGUUGAUAACUUGCAGCGACAAAGCUCAUUCGACACAUCUCAGGCUGAGAACACGAAACGGCGACCCCGACAAGAACUGCAUGACAACCAAGGACAUUCUACUUUGAGCGACAAAUAUUUGGAUAUUCAGGAAGACGAGAAUAGUUCUGUUCCAUUCUCAGACGUAUGUGAAUCAUUCAAUGUGAAAUCACUUAAUGAAUCAGCCAAUCAUAUCAAAGAUAAUGAUAAAAAUACCUCGUUUACAACUCUUAAUGAAGUUAUGGUAAUCGAAACUGGUGAUAUAUCUGAUGAACUCGAGGCUGCUAAUGCGUCUAGUGACCCUGUAAGUUGCUACAAUCCUACUUUAGAUAAUGAGAUUAUAACACAAGAAAACACCUUAGGGUGUUCUAUAUCACUUCUGAAAAGAACCACUGAUCUUGCUGAAGAACCAUUGCUACAAUGCAAAAAAAGGAAACUAAAUUUCGAAACUAACCAAUUAGACUUGACCUUGGAAAACACACAGGAAGCCCGAGUUCAGUGUAUAAACGUUGACUGUACAAGUUCGCGUGAAUAUCUCUUUAGUCAAUUAAACGAGAUAGCUGGCGAAGAACUUAACGAGAAUGUCUCACAAUGUUUGUUUUCUGAGAACGCCAUUGAACGAAAAGAAUAUGGAAAAGUUCUUUACUUUUUCGAAGAUGACGAUGGCUUGGAGUCAAAUUGUUCGGAUCUUGAGCAGGAUUAUUUGGAUGAUUUGACCCUGAUCACUGAGGGUCUUAUUGCUCCCCAAAAGAGACAACAGUAUGAUAUCUUUGAGCAGCUAGCCCAUGUAGAUACUACUGAAAAUGAUUGCAAAGGGCGUGAAUGUUUUUCUGAAUCUAAUAAGAACUGGAUUUUACUUGAGACAAAUUUCACUUUGCAAGAUGAAGAAAUUGACGAAAUAAAACCAGAAAUAGAUCAAAACGAAACUAAAGAAGAAUCUGUCACCAUAAAUUCUACAGAAAUCGAAGAUGUAACGCAAGAUGUAACGCGAAACGUGACGCAAGGCAUAACGCAACAUGUAGACGCGGACGACUCAUCACAGCAGCAAAAGGAAUGUAAUCAUGUAACGCAAGAAUGGGAACCGCAACAAGUAACGGAAAGUGUAGAACAACGUGACACGGAACAGUCUGGACUGCAGCAUGCAACAGACAAAACGGAAAAAUUAGUUGUAACGCAAAUGUCUGAGUAUGAACACGUAACGCUGGAAACGGAAAAACAGUUUAUCACACGACAGGAGGAGCAGCAACAAGUAACGGAAGAAACAGAAGAUCAUCAUGUAACGCUGCAAUCGGAACUGCAAGGCGAACCAGAGAAAAGUAAAGAACAACAUCAUGUAACGGACAAAAAGGAGGAGAUACAUCUAACGCAGCAAUCAAAACAACAAGAAAUGAUGGCGGAUACGGAGAAACAAUAUGUAAGUCGAGAAUCAAACGAACAACACGUAACGGAGGACUUAGUCAGGCAAUACGCAACACAAGAAUCGGAACAGCAAUGUAUAAGGGAGGAACAAUCUGUGACGCAAGACUUGGAGCAGCAAAUUAUAACGAAUGAUACGGAGGAGCCGUGUGUAACGCAAGAAUCUGAACAGCAACACUUAACUGAUGAUACGGAAGAACAAUGUGUUACGCAAGAUUCGGAACUGCAACACGUAAUGAAUGAUACGGAGGAACAAUGUGUUACGCAAGAUUCAGAACUGCAAUACGCAAUGGAUGAUACGGAGGAACAGUGUAUUACGCAAGAGUUGGAACUGGAACACGUAAUGGGUGAUACGGACAAAGAAUGUGUUACACAAGAUUCGGAACUGCAACACGUAAUGGAUAACACGGAGGAACAGUGUGUUACGCAAGAGUUGGAACUGGAAAACGUAACGGGUGAUACGGACAAAGAAUGUGUUACGCAAGAUUUGGAACUGCAACACGUGAUGGAUGACACGAAGGAACAAUGUGUUACGCAAGAAUUGGAACUGGAACACGUAACGGGUGAUACGGAGGAACAGUGUAUUACGCAAGAGUUGGAACUGGAACACGUAAUGGGUGAUACGGACAAAGAAUGUGUUACACAAGAUUCGGAACUGCAACACGUAAUGGAUAACACGGAGGAACAGUGUGUUACGCAAGAGUUGGAACUGGAACACGUAAUGGGUGAUACGGACAAAGAAUGUGUUACACAAGAUUCGGAACUGCAACACGUAAUGGAUAACACGGAGGAACAGUGUGUUACGCAAGAGUUGGAACUGGAACACGUAACGGGUGAUGCGGACAAAGAAUGUGUUACGCAAGAAUUGGAACUGGUGACGGGUGAUACGAAGGAAGAAUGUGUAAUACAAAGUGUAACCAAGGAUACGGAGAAAUCAUAUCUAACGCAGGAAUCAGAACAGCAUGACGUUACGGAGGAUACGGAGAAACCAUAUCUAACGCAGGAAUCAGAACAGCAUGACGUUACGGAGGAUACGGAGAAGCCAUAUCUAACGCAGGAAUCAGAACAGCAUGACGUCACGGAGGAUACGGAGGAACAACAUCUAACGCAGGAACCAGAACAGGGCGUUACUCAGAGACAAUAUGUAACACAUGAAUUUCAAGAACAUCAAAACAUAACUGAUAGUACGGAUGAGAAAUAUUUAACGCAAGAGCAGCAACACGUAACAGAUGAUACGAAGGAGCAAUAUGCAGUAGAAGAAUCAGUAAAGCAACUCAUAACGGAGGAUACGCAGGAUCAUUACGUAACGCAGGAAUUGAAACAUCCAAACGUAACCGACAAAACGGAGGAACAUUGUGUUACGCAAGAAUUGGAGCACAAGCACGUAACGGAUGAUACGGAGAAACAAUCUGUAACGCAAGUAUUGGAGCAAAAACACGUAACGGAUGAUACGGAGGAUCAAUGUGGAACUCAAGGAAUGGAGGAACAAUACGUAACGGAUGAAACGGAGGAUCAAUGUGUAACGCAAGGAAUGGAGCAAAAACACGUAACAGAUGAUACUGUAGAGCAAUUGGAACUGCAACGUACAAUUCUGAAUACGGAGAAACAAUGUGUAACGCAAGAAGUAGAAAAACAACGCUUAGUGGAGGAAAUGAAAGAAGAACACGUAACGCAAGAAAAGGAUAAGAAACGUGUAAUGGAGGAAGCGGAAAAAUUACAUCUUGUUACGCUAGAAACUAGACAACACGAUAUAGAAUCAAACAAUUUAGACAUCAAAGAAUCCAUACAAAACAUGACAAAUGCAAUGCUAGAUGUAGAACUGAACACUCUAGAUGUCGUGACGGAUGUAACGCAUGACAUGAACCUGAAUCUUACGAAUGUCACACAAAACGAUGCGCCAGUAACGCAAGAUGUACAGCAAAACGCAAUAGAUGCGACACUAGAUAUUAAAUCAACCACUAAUGCAGACAUAACGGAAGAAGAAGCUCAAAACAAGUGUAAUUUUACGCAGAAUUCAGAACUCAAUACUUCGGAUUCGUCGCAAGGUAUAGGACAGAGCAAUUCUCAUGUUAAACUCAAUAUUCGACAAAAUACAGGGGAGAAUUCUGCUUUUGAAACACCUGCGGAAGAUAAAAGUGAAAGAGAGGAUUUUAUACAAAUUAAUUCUGAAAAACAUGAGAACGAGGCUGAUAAAGCAAACCUUGAUUUAUUUGAAUACGUUACACACAAAGAUGAUACGAGUGAAGAAACAAUGCGUGACGACAUAGCAACCAUUGAUGUUACCAUGGAAACUGUCAAUGAAAUCAUGGAAUCCAUUCAGAGCACCAAGCAACAAAAGGAGGUCAAAGAAUCGAGGGAACUGUCCAAAGGGGAGAUGGACAGAGACAAAUAUGGUAAUUACAAUGGAACCCAUAAUGCAUCAGGAGGUUUUCUUGAAGUAGUUCACGAGGAGCCGCAAGUUGACGACAGUCUUUGUGACAACGAGGAGUUAAUUUUUGAUAAAUUAGAGGAGCAACUCAAUCAAACAAUAGCAGAACUGGAAUGCUUUGCCGAGGGACAGAAUUCUCAAGAUAGCAUAUCUCCAGGGACGAAUAAUGGCACGAAUCGGACAAUGAAAAUUGGAAAACAUGAGAGUGCGAAUAACUCUAUCACGCAAGACAAACGUGUUUACGCUACUGAAGAAGAUUCUGAGGAAAGAGAAAAGAAGGAAAGUGAAAUGGGAAUGUAUGAACGUAGAGAAAGAGAUGAGAAAGAGAAUCGUAUUCGUUCGUUUGAAAUGCUUGUUCACCUUGAAACCAUCAUUAAAGAGCUGGAGAUGUAUCGUAACGAACAGAGUCGACUACAAGAGUCAUUUAAAAUGUGCAUGGAUGGAGUAAUGAAUUCCUUGACGUCCAUGACAUACGCCAUUAAAAUGAUGGAGAAAAAGCUCAACGAACAGAUAAAACAGGCUCAAGAAGAGCUCAAACGCAGCCAUGGAAACUCGGAAGCAAACCUCGCUGUAGACAGUUGUACUCAGAUUCAUUUUGAUGAGCUAAAACAGCGCAUCAGAGACCUUGAGGUACUCUUCAUGACUUUGAACAUUCGUGAGAUUAGAGAACGAGCCGCCAAUCAUGUGUCAGCGGAGAUCAAUGGAAUGGGAAAACGACUACGAUUUACUGAAAGCAACGUCAGCGAUUUGGAACUGAGAGUGACAGAACUCGAGUCCGAGUGUACUUUACUUAGGAAAAUAACUCCCGCUGAAUCAGAACCACCAACUUUUGAACUUCCAAUGAAUGAGCACUUUCUGAAGUAUAACAGUCGACGUGAAGCGACAAGAGAAAAAAGAGGAAGCCAGACAUUUGAUGUGUGAUAGAUACAUGCUGUAACUAGAACAAGUACAUAGUGAAUCAAUGAACUAAGAGGUUCCAUGCAAUAUGGCGGCUGUAUAAAUUAAAAAUAUAACAAAUUAAAUUACUGACGAUAUUUUUUUUGAAUUUGCAAAUUAAAUAUAAAACAUGUUUACAUAAUUCUCAAUACAAUAUUAACUGAUGAUUGAGUUGAAAAACUCUUUUAGUUAUUUAUAUUUUUAUUGAAAUUACUUAUAAAAUUCUCAAAAUUCUUUUGUUUUGUUUUGUUGAUGUGUGUCAUGCCAGCACUAUUAUUAUAUUGCCUUAUAAGUGAUUUUGAAAUGACGAUUCAACAUAAAUAAACAGGCGGGAAUAUUACAUGUUGCAUAUUGCGUGUUGCAGAUACAUGUUUGAAAUGGUGUCUUUCCGUUUCCAUAGCCACAGGAUAAUAAAACCAAAACAGCAUUUGUUGA
Messenger RNA from Exaiptasia diaphana, 7690 nucleotides. Its product is annotated as early endosome antigen 1. The coding region runs from base 1055 to 7240 and encodes 2061 amino acids. The record is from RefSeq and is a predicted model, not a curated record. Lineage: Eukaryota; Metazoa; Cnidaria; Anthozoa; Actiniaria; Aiptasiidae. The transcript has 2 exons.